Messenger RNA from Coregonus sp. 'balchen', 21250 nucleotides. The record is from the annotation of a GenBank genome assembly. Lineage: Eukaryota; Metazoa; Chordata; Actinopteri; Salmoniformes; Salmonidae.
GCUCUCCUCCAUCUACCCCUUUCCCCUCCUCUCUCCCGGCCCCUGGGCCAGGGAAUGUGUCGGGCCCCGGAGAUGCCUUACGUGGAUCGGCAGAACCGGAUCUGUGGCUUCCUGGACAUCGAGGAAAACGAGAGCAGUGGGAAGUUCCUGCGCCGCUACUUCAUUCUGGACACCCAGCCGGGCAGCCUGGUGUGGUAUAUGGAUAACCCUCAGGUAACAUACAGCUGGCUAGCAUUAGCUGUUAGCAUUGUGGAUGUUACUCGUAGGGAUGUGCAUUUUGAAAUAAUAUAUAUUACAGUUAACUGCCAAAAUAAAGGAAACUCCAUAAAGUGUCUUAAUAGGGCGUUGGGCCACCACAAGCUGCCAGAACAGCUUCAAUGCGCCUUGCCAUAGAUUAUAAAAGUGUCUGGAACUCUAUUGGAGGGAUGCAACACCAUUCUUCCACAAUACAUUCUAUCAUUUGGUGUUUUUUUGAUGGUGGUGGAAAACUCUCAGGCACCGCUGUAAAAUCUGUCACAAGUAGGGUCCUAUAAAAGCUGUUUAAUUUUUUCCAAAAUUUCGUUUUAUUUUUCCAGGUUUCCAUUUCCCCCUGUUUUUUCAGUUUUUAUUUUCCAAAAUCACACUUUUUUUAAUAGAACAUCCAAUUUAGGUGUUUUUCUAUGUCAACAACAAUGCUUAAACCACAUCAGGACACCAUGUUUUAGGUUUAGGACAUUUUCUUUUUUUUAGUUAUAUUGACUAUAUCCGUUUUAGCUCGCUCAUUGUCUUAAUCCUCUCAUUGUUCCCUUAUGCCAUAGUUUGUACAUCUCAAUUGUCAGUAGAAACCACAUUUGUUUAAGCAAGUCAGCUAUAUCAGCUAUGUUUUUUAAAAAGGCAGUAAAUGAGGCUGAAUGAACUGUUUCACUGCCAGACUCUGCUGAUAUCCAGGUGUAGCUGUGAUAAGGAUUCACUCCAUGUGCUGAAAAUAAAGCUUUGCUGUUGGGACAGCUUUAUGUAGGCCAUAACAGUUUUUGGGCACCGUUUGUCACCGUUAUAGUGCAAUUAAUGUAUUGUGUUGUGUAGUGGCUUUGCUGGCAUGCAUCAACAAAUCUUUUUUGGAGUUUGCCCCACCAAGAUUGACAUGCUAAAAUCGCCACUGCUAGUAAGAAGUGAUGUGGUAUAAUCCUAAAUUGUAUAACAUUUUUGUGACCGGAGUCUUUUUUUGAGAACUCUGUUUAUUAAGUUUUACACACACACAGACAAGACAAAGCAAUAUAAAUAAUAUACUCAACUAGACAAAAAUACAAAUAAUACAUAUAAAAAAAAAUAAAAAAAAAUAACUUUAAAGAUACCAUACUUUAGACAAGUUACACACACCAGGCAGAAGGCUACAAAAGGUUAAAGGGCAAUCUAUAGUAUAGGGACAGAGCAAACACCUCACCAUUGUUCCUGUAAACAGUUAAGGGAUGGGGUGGAGAAAUGCAACCACUCACAGACAGUCAAGGCCACAGACCAAUCAUCUACUGGACCAAAAAUAAAAAGUUACAAUGCUUUAAAAUAAAAAAUGAAUAUUGAUAAUUUUAUGUAGGCGUGAACAGAAUUAAAAAAAUAAAAAUAACUGGGAAAAACAAGCUCACACCUUAGUCUCUGCCCGGGCGAGAUGAACAAGGCAUCCGCAGGUCACAAUCAAUAAGCACAUCAACCUUAAUGCCCCCCACCCCCACCCCAGAAAAAAAAACACAGAGAAAUGCUCAUCCAACCCCUAAGUCACAGGGGGGUCAAAUACAGACUUAUUUUGGUUUUAAUAGGAAUGCUAUCAGAGGAUGGACUGUUUAAAGUAAGAUCGGAAUGGAGCCCAAGCCUCAUUAAACAGUUUGGGGUUCCCACGUGAAUUGAAUUUAAUUUUUUCUAGUUUCAGAGAGCACAACACGUCUCUCACCCAAUAUUUAUAAGAUGGGGGAGCUGCCAUCUUCCAGUUCUGUAGUAUUAGCCGUCUAGCUAAAAGAGUUGUAUAAGCAACAGUGUCCGACUGGAUUCUUGACAGGGGGGUGCUUAUGGGCAGUACUCCAAAAAGGGCUGUAAGGGGAGAGGGAUCUAUAACAGUGUUAUAUAUAUCAGAGAAACAUUUAAAUAUUAAUUCCCAGAAACCUGACAGUUUAUGACAGCCCCAGAACAUAUGCAACAGUGUGGCCGGUUCAAUUUUACAUCUGACACAGGUAGGAUCAAAAUCAGAGAAUAUUCUUCCAAGUCUGGCCCCAGACCAGUGGAUACGGUGAACCACCUUGAAUUGAAUGAGGCUGUGUCUAGUGCUAAAAGAGGACGAAUGCACCCUGCGCAGCACAGAUUCCCAGGUGUCUUCCCCAAGUUCCUCCCCCAAAUCCUUUUCCCAUCGAGUCUUUAAAGGCACCAAAGAAGGGUUCUGUAAGUCAUGAAUGAUUGCAUAUACAUCUGAAAUUGCGCCCCUAGGAAGCUUGUUCAGCUCCAGGAUGCUCUCUAUAGCUGUAUUCACAGGCCUAUGGGGAAAUUCAGGUGUGUUAGCUCUGACAAAGUUCCUAGUCUGGAGAUAGCGGAAAAAGUGGGAUUGGGGGAGGUUGAACCUUUCCUGUAGCUGAGCAAAAGAGGCAAAUGUAUCAUCAAAGAAUAAUUGGGCUAGUGAGGAGAGGCCUAGUGAGUGCCAGAUGUCAAAAGCCCCAUCAUUCAAAGAUGGAGGAGUGACCGGAGUCUUUUAACCAAAAUAUCACUGAGACAGAUGUUCAGCUGCCCCUUUAAGGGCAGGAGGUUACCGUGGCAACGAGGGCACUCCAGCUGCUGGAGUCUACAACCACAGUGCGCACAGCUCCCCACCAGGCAGUCUUGAUGUGCAGUGCGCACUGAAGCCGUAGAUGUCCGAGUUCCCAGUUGUUUUGAACACAGCAUUAGUCUCAGUGGAGGGAGGGAGAGAAUAGCAGAGGGUCAGCCUCUCACGAUCCCUGCCAUCUCCUUCCUUUCCUCCAGUGAGACUGACCAGAGAGGGGGGACACUGUCUUCCACCUGAUGUUGUUCCUAAGACCAGAGAAAGUGACAUUUUCCUCUAUAUUAAAAUAGACAUGACGAGCUGCUAAUAUAAUAAUAAAUAUCCUGAGCUUUCUUAUCUCUUUGAUAUAGGACAGACACUUAAAACCUUAUUCCUUAUUUAUUUUUUUAUACUUUUUUUUGCCAUUCAUGAAUGUGUUAUUCAAUGUGUUUCUAUAUGCUAUAGUAGUAAAGGCCAAAUUCAAUAUUUUAUCAAAUCACUUUUAAAUAUAUAUAUUUUUAUGCCUAAAGGGGUCCUAAAAUUCUAAAUCAAAUAGCCAAAUGAUCUAUGGUAUGACCUUAAAACAAUUCCAUUUGUCAGCUUAGAACCGUCAGCAACAGGUGUGGCUGAAAUAGCCGAAUCCACUCAUUUGAAGGGGUGUCCAUAUACUUUUGUAUAUAUAGUGUAGCAAUCUCAAUUACCUCAUACCCCUGAACAUCGUCUCGGUACUGGUACUCCCUGUAUAUAGCCAUGAUGUUUUUACGAUUAAUUGUCAUGCAAAUGGCUCAGUUAUCGUCAUAAUUGUCAUUUUUGUUAAAAUGUUUUGUGCUUGUAAUGCAUCUUUGAAAAAUAGCUACGACAUACCUAAUGAAUUAAAAACCGCUUUGGUGACACCUGCCUGAGUAUUUGGAACUUUUGGAAAUGAAGCUUCUCCUCCCGACCUCGCUUUUCUGCUCGUAAAAUAUUUACCAACUUUACCCACUUCAUGUAAAAAUUAAAUACUGCUAUUGGGUAAAUGAUAUCUACUUGAAUAUAAAGUUGGAUCCCCCCUAUGAAUAUUAAGACUAUUAUGAUUUAUUUUGUUCACGGUUAUUGUCCGUAAUUGUCGGUUAUAUGAUAACUGUGCCAGCCCUACAUUUACAUUUACAUUUUAGUCAUUUAGCAGACACUCUUAUCCAGAGCGACUUACAGUUAGUGAGUGCAUACAUUUUCAUACUGGCCCCCCGUGCCCUACAAGCUUAACAGACUUAGCGAGUGUGCUAAAACAUAAUUCAUUCAUGCCUUAUGCAGAGAGUGAAUAAUUCACGCAUGUUCUUUUUAUAGAGAUGAAAAUCUUAAAGUUCAAUCAGAAUCUCAAUAACAGACCAAAGUAGCCUAAAUCCACUCUUGUUCUCAUUUUUUCUUGACGUUUCCCCCAACCCACUGUCUCUUCUUUAGAAUACCCCAAAUGCAUAAUAUGAGCGCACCCCGCAUAUAAGGUCAUGUUUUGCAUCAGGGUUUAUAACAAUAUACAAUAUUCAAUGGUAUCUAAUAGUUCUUCACCCAACUUUUUCCUGUAUAGAACCUGCCCAUUGGUGCAGACUGUGUUGGCUCACUCAAACUCACAUACAUCUCCAAGGUAAGAGCUUUGCUAAUACAUUUGCACAUCAUUGAUUUUAUACUGUGUCUCGAUAGGUGCUUGUUGAAAAAGGGAUAUUAAUAUACACUGAGUAUACCAAACAUUAGGACAUUCCUAAUAUUGAGUUGCACCCCCCACCCUUUGCCCUCAGAACAGUCUCAAUUUGUUGGGCCAUGGACCUCUACAAGGUGUCGAAAGUGUUCUUGACACAAACCAGUGUGCCUGGCACCUAAUACUUCUUUAACCUGUCUUCUCCCCUUCAUCUACACUGAUUUGAAGUGGAUUUAACAAGUGACAUCAAUAAGGGAUCACAGCAUUCAUCUGGUCACUCUGUCAUGAAAAGAGCAGGUGUUGUUAAUGUUUUAUAUACUCAGUGUACAUUCACUGUGAGCAAUCAUUCAUUGUGGUUUUUGUACUUCUCUUGCCUCGUAGGUCAGCGAUGCCACUAAGCAAAGACCAAAGGCAGAGUUUUGCUUUGGUAAGAUUGUUUUGAGAAUAACUAUUCUCUUUCCUCUGUUCCUCUGCUCAAUUCAUAUGGAAAUGUUUGCAACUUAUCUGGGCUUUUUAUGACCUCUUCAGUAUUUUUAAACCAUAGCCAUAGAUGACACCUAAAGUUCCAUUAGUUAUAUGGCCAUGGGCUCUUUAUCCCAGUUGUGUGAGCUGAAUUGGCCAAAUUAUGAAAUCAUAUGGGGGUAGCGGAGUCUGUGUUUCUGUCCAGCAAUACAUCCAUAUCUUUUCAGGAUUGACAAUGACAUAUGUCUGCCCUGACAGAUGCCACCAUGUACACAAGGCUAGAGUGUUUAGAUUCACUUGAACCUGAGGGAGGAAUGCAUCCUUCUUGCCCUUCUCUCACCUCUUUCACUUCGGCUUGCUUUCCCCUUGGCAUGCUAAGGACAACCCUGUUUAGCUUCAACAGAGGCAUGCAGGGUAGCAGCUGACCAGUGUACUUACUGUACAUGGUCCCUUCUUGCGCUCUUGGUUUAUCUGGUUCAGAGGAAAGUGUGUGUGUCAGCAUUAAAGCCGAUUUAUGGUCAUUCCGGAUUCUGCAUUACAGAGCCCUCCGUGUUGGAAAAACAUUUGGGAGGCGCACAGCGAUGCAGUACGGAGCUUGAUUUGGCCUUCACAAGCCUCCGGAGGCUCCGCAGUUGCGUCACACGGAGCCUCAGGACCAUAUUGCCAGAUCAAGCGUAAAUCUGCUUUUAGGCUUGGGUGGUAUACCGUUUACCGGCGUAGUUGAAAAUAGCCACUGGAUGUUUGUUUUUGUCAAUACCGUCAAUACCGUUUUGGUAAUAUUUAUUUUGAAGUUAUUUAAUACAUUUGAAUAUAUGUAGCUACUUUUUAACCUCUUAGAUGUAAAGUCCCCUGUUUAAGGGACCUGCGUGGUUCUGGUACUGGUUUCAACCAACAUUUUUGCUUAUAAAUUGAUCUGUGGACACAAUAGAUUGAAAUGGCCAAUAGCCCUGGUUCACACGGACACAGUAGUAUAUUUCUUUAGCCUGUGUGACGUAGGAUGUGAAAUCUGAAACCACUUGAGGCUGGGAUGUCCCUCCUACCAUUUAAUUCGCUCUUCCGACUGUCCAUCAAAUCCUGGCUGAACCCUACAUCACAGCCACUGACAAAGCACAUGCUUGCAAUCCUUACAUCGUAGUGCAGCAGGAGAGUGGUUUCAUCACUGUAGCACAUUCAGAGAUCGAUUUACAGCCAUUAAUCUAAAAUAGUUACCGAGAUUUUAAACAAGAAAAACACUUUUAGACAGACAAUAUUAAUGAGAUGAAAGGUGACUUCCUAGCGAGUUCAGGAUUCCAAGCUAGAGCUCUUUGAGACGUUCAGCGAUCGGGGCAGACGUUUUGAUCAAGAGAGACCUUUUGAAAAUAAGCAACGUUUCUCUAACACUAAACAUACAAAUAUGUAUUUUACAGUUAUAAGGAAGGUGAAAUCUUAGUCAUUUUAUAAUUUGAUUAUACUAUAUUUAGAAAGCAUAUGUCAUUUCAAGCCUUAUUCAUACAGUUUUGUUGAAUAGGAAAUACAUCAUAAAAUAUUUAAUAUUUUAAAUAUAUCUGUACUGUAUACUUGAACUUGCGUCCUCAAAGGUGACUAUACCUCAGUCAUUUAUAACUAUUUUUACCAGAAAGGUGAGAUUUUAACCUUUAUUUGAGUAUGCAGCAUUACUAGUUAUUGUUUAUGGCCCUCUCAUGUUAAACAAUAACUUUUGGGGGUUACGUAGAUUACAUUUAACUGCUUUUAAAUAAUUACCUGCAGUCCUCUUGUGCAAUACGUUAGGAGAUACGUUUUUCGAUUUGAAGCUUACCGGUAGUCCCCAGUUAGGUGGUGUUUGUUUAAAAGCACACAACGACGAGAGAGCCUUGUGAGUCAUCACCUGGCGUGUGCUGCAAAACAGUGAUCUAUAUACAGUAUGGAAUUCACAACUACAGUUGAAGUCGGAAGUUUACAUAUACCUUAGCCAAAUACAUUUAAAAUCAGUUUUUCACUAUUCCUGACAUUUAAUCCUAGUAAAAAUUCUCUGUCUUAUGUCAGUUAAGAUCACCACUUAAUUUUAAGAAUGUGAAAUGUCAGAAUAAUAGUAGAGUGAUUUAUUUCAGCAUUUAUUUAUUUCAUCAGAUUCCCAGUGGGUCAGAAGUUUACAUACGCUUAAUUAGUAUUUGGUAUUAUUGCCUUUAAAUUGUUUAACGUGGGUCAAACAUUUCGGGUAGCCUUCCACAAGCUUCCCACAAUAAGUUGGGUGAACUUUGUCCCAUUCCUACUGAUAGAGCUGGUUUAACUCAGAUUUGUAGGCCUCCUUGCUCGCACACGCUUUUUCAAUUCUGCCCACACGUUUUCUAUAGGAUUGAGGUCAGGGCUUUGUGAUGGCCACUCCAAUACCUUGACUUUGUUGUCCUUAAGCCAUUUUGCCACAACUUUGGGAGUAUGCUUGGGGUCAUUGUCCAUUUGGAAGACCCAUUUGCAACCAAGCUUUAACUUCCUGACUGAUGUCUUGAGAUGUUGCUUCAAUAUAUCCACAUAAUUUUCCUUCCUCAUGAUGCCGUCUAUUUUGUGAAGUGUACCAGUCCCUCCUGCAGCAAAGCACCACCACAGCAUGAUGCUGCCACCCCCGUGCUUCACGGUUGGGAUGGUGUUCUUCGGCUUGCAAGUACCCCCUUUUUCCUCCAAACAUAGCGAUGGUCAUUAUGGCAAACAGUUAUAUUUUUGUUUCAUCAGACCAGAGGACAUUUCUCCAAAAAGUACGAUCUUUGUCCCCAUAUGCAGUUGCAAACCGUAGUCUGGCUUUUUUAUGGUGGUUUUGGAGCAGUGGUUUCUUCCUUGCUGAGCGGCCUUUCAGGUUAUGUCGAUAUAGGACUCGUUUUACUGUGGAUAUAGAUACUUGUACCUGUUUCCUCCAGCAUCUUCACAAGGUCCUUUGCUGUUGUUCUGGGAUUGAUUUGCACUUUUCGCACCAAAGUACGUUAAUCUCUAGGAGACAGAACGCGUCUCCUUCCUGAGCGGUAUGACGGCUGCGUGGUCCCAUGGUGUUUAUACUUGUAUACUAUUGUUUGUACAGAUGAACGUGGUACCUUCAGGCGUUUGGAAAUUGCUCCCAAGGAUGAACCAGACUUGUGGAGGUCUACAAUUUCUUUUCUGAGGUCUUGGCUGAUUUCUUUUGAUUUUCCCAUGAUGUCAAGCAAAGAGGAAUUGAGUUUGAAGGUAGGCAUUGAAAUACAUCCACAGGUACACCUCCAAUUGACUCAAAUGAUGUCAAUUAGCCUAUCAGAAGCUUCUAAAGCCAUGACAUCAUUUUCUGGAAUUUUAAAGGCACAGUCAACUUAGUGUAUGUAAACUUUUGACCCACUGGAAUUGUGAUACAGUGAAUUAUAAGUGAAAUAAUUUGUCUGUAAACAAUUGUUGCAUGCAUAAAGUAGAUGUCCUAACCGACUUGCCAAAACUAUAGUUAGUUAACAAGAAAUUUGUGGUUGAAAAAGUGGUUGAAAAACGAGUUUUAAUGACUCUAACCUUCUGACUUCAACUGUAAAUGUUUGCCAGCUAGAUAUUUUAUAACUAUUAAGUUAACAUUCUAAAAUGUACAAAAUGCUUUGCAAUUGUACAUUUGGUUUGAUAAUUUAGUAGCUAGUUGACUAUCUAGUGAAGUGGUUAGCUUCUUCCAAAAUCAAGCUUCGCUUGGUAACAGCAGAGAAUCCCCUCCUGGAUCAAGAGCCUCGCUGUGUAAUAUUUGUUUUGUGCAUACAGCAAACUGAGUAUAAUAUGUUUUAUUUGUAUAGCUUUGUGAGCUGGGAUAUAUGUCCUUCAAGUAGGUCAGUGGCUCAGUGGGGUUUGAAAAUAGUGCCACUUGUGUUGAGUUCCGGUAUUACCGAAUAUCCCGAGAUGGCACAAGGUUGGUAUUAAGGUAUGACAAUCUGGAUACCGCCCAAGCCUAGUCCGCAUCCCCCCCCUUCAUCCUCAAUCAGAGGAAACACUACUUUGACUGCCCCGGUCAUCACGACAGUUGUCUGUGUGUGUGUUGGGGUUUUGACAGGAUGCUGGCAUCCUAAUCGGAACCCAUUCUGAAAAGUCUGGGGUAUUUUUAAACUACUGUUUGCGUGUAAUGUUUUGUUGAUUUCCACAAUUAUUACCACCGUGCCUCUCUACCUCCCAUGUCUUAAAAGUAGCUCUUAAUGGGUGUUUUCAGGAAAAGCUGUUUGGGAAAGUUUGGGAAAGGCAGUCAUACUUCCAGAUGGGCUUACAGUAAAAUGAGGGUCAGAGUGGCACGUUAUGAUUCAUGUCCAUAUGUGUGUGGCUCUGAUGCUGCUGUGUGACUCAACCACACACGUUUUGUGUGUAUGAUCGCAGCUGUGAGUCAGAUCUUAGACCUCCCCUCCCAGCUUAUUAUUCACUUAUUUUGAUAGCCCCCACCACCCGUGGUACACGCACCCCUUCAGCCAGACUGUGUUGGUACAGCUUAAAGUGGGGUAAAUUGUACAUGGUAACAUGGCAUACACACCCCUGUCAGAUUAUACAAUUUUAGUUUAUUCUUGUUUCAAUUAUGGCACUUUUAGAUUAAUGGAUAGCCUAAUCUUUAUUUUUUCCGUGGCCUCAGUAUGUUUAACAAAAUGCCCAUGCCAUGUCUGCCUGUUACUGAUUCUAUCCCACUCAUUAAUCACUCAUUUAUUCCACAGCAUUAAUGCUCAAUCAAUGUUCAUGAUCUCUCUGCUUUCAGUUUCCAUCAGUGUGGGAUUUGUGUGGACAUAACAAGUGGGGAUGUGACUUGUGAACAGGACUCUAAAGUGCGACCAUUUUAUUCUCAAAUAUUUUACUGUGCUAGAAUUUUUGUAAUGAUUAGGCUUCGCUGUACUGCUGUUUCUGAGUGACCUAGAGCACAGAUUCGUGACCAUGGUGGUUGCACCAUUACUACAGAGAACCACUUGUCUCAAAAGUUGUCACCAUAUUACCGGCACAAAGUUGUUUUCCUUCUAUAGCACAUUGGCGCUGCAGCUGGCCUGGAUGCAUCUCCGUUUACAUUUACAUUUACAUUUUAGUCAUUUAGCAGACGCUCUUAUCCAGAGCGACUUACAGGAGCAAUUAGGGUUAAGUGCCUUGCUCAAGGGCACAUUUACGUCAUUUAGCAGACGCUCUUAUCCAGAGCGACUCACCAAUUGGUGCGUUCCGUUGGCGGGUCGCAUAUAACAUUCAUAAACUGUCGCCGGCUGAUCCAAAACCACUUGCGGGCCGUUAACACCUUGUUCCGUCAUGUUACCUCUAGUCCAGCGGAUAUGUGAAAUAAUUGUUCCAUUUUAUGAUACAAGUAUCAAACUUGGUACACUAAUACUAGAUACCUUCAGGAACAUUUUAAAGAUUGGAGGCAGUCUGGGAAGCCUGUCAGAUUUCCUGUUAGAAGAAAAUAGGGUAAAAUGAAGAGAAAGAGGUGAAGCUAGAGGGAUAAUAAUAGCCCAAAAUCGGUCUUCUCCAGCAGGUGCCGUUUUUUCAUAUGUUUUUGCUCACCAAGCUAGAUGUUUUUGUAUGGCGGUCAAUGAGUGUCGAAUUUACCGGUGCUAAGUGUGGCUUAUUUGAUCUAAUAGAAGUUUCAUAAUGCUUAGGUUGUUAUGAGUGUACUGAUGUAACUUUGAGAAAAAACACUUUAUUUCGGAGUUGUGCCUGUUGUUCACACGCAUAUAGCCCUUUCAUUGGCCCACCUGAUCUUGCCUCCUCCCAACUGUCUUCCAUUUUUGAAGACAGUUAUUUUCAUUGUUAGAGUGGCCACUUGAUUAAAGGGGGAGAAACUGACUGACUGACUGUAUACAGGGGAUACAGAGUCAGCGUAGCAGAUGUGUUGUUGCCUACCCUUACCACCUGGGGGUGGCCCGUCAGGAAGUCCAGGAUCCAGUUGCAGAGGGAGGUGUUUAGUCCCAGGGUCCUUAGUUUAGUGAUGAGCUUUGUGGGCAUUAUGGUGUUGAACGCUGAGCUUUAGUCAAAGAACAGCAUUCUCACAUAGGUGUUCCUUUUGUCCAGGUGGGAAAGGGCAGUGUGGGGUGCGAUUGAGAUUGCAUCAUCUGUGGAUCUGUUGGGGCGGUAUGCGAAUUGGAGUGGGUCUAGGGUUUCUGGGAUGAUGGUGUUGAUGUGAGCCAUGACCAGCCUUUCAAAGCACUUCAUGGCUACCGACGUGAGUGCUACGGGGCGGUAGUCAUUUAGGCAGGUUACCUUCACUUUCUUGUGCACAGGGACUAUGGUGGUCUGCUUGAAACAUGUAGGUAUUACAGACUUGGUCAGGGAGAGGUUGAAAAUAUCAGUGAAGACCGUGCAUGCUCUGAGUACACGUCCUGGUAAUCCAUCUGGCCCCUCUGCCUUGUGAGUGUUUAAAGGUCUUGCUCACAUCGGCUACGGAGAGUGUGAUCAGACAGUCCUCCGGAACAUCUGGUGCUCUCAUGCAUGCUUCAGUGUUGCUUGCCUCGAAGCGAGCAUAAAAGGCAUUUAGCCCGUCUGGUAGGCUCGGCUAUAAUGUAAUUUAACCCAUUGAUCAGAAGGGGAGAAGAUGAAAGUAGAGGAAGGGCUGAAGAAUCAAGAGAUAACGAUAUAUGGAGACAGGAGCGCUCUCUGUUCCAGAAUCACUGGUUCAGAGCUAAUCAGGAUUUGACCUUAAACCCCUUUGUGAUUGACAAGUGUGUGUGUGUGUGUGAUUUGUGAUAGCCUCAAGCCCUUCUUGUUAACAUAGCGGUGGAUGGUCGUUACAGAGUGGGCUGCUGAUGGCUUUGAUGCCAUUUUCCACUCUCAUAUAAUGGACCCAAUGCUCCUGCUAUGCCCUGUCCUAUUGGUAACAGCAGACAAUCCACUCUAUUCCCUCUCAACCAAGCUCUAAUUAAGCUACAGUAUUUUAUCUUGUCAAACAAACAAUAUUUUUAAUGUUGUCAACUUUGAAUUGGGUCACUCACUAUUGUGUCUUCCAUCUUCUCUUUCUUGGCCUUUCCAUUCCUCUUUCUCAGUCAUCAACGCUGGCAUGAGGAAAUUCUUCCUCCAGGCCAAUGAUCAGCAGGACCUGGUGGAAUGGGUGAAUGCUCUCAACAAGGCCACCAAAAUCACUGUGAGUCUCACUAGAUUCUGCAUUGUCUUCUAUUACUAAGGACCUGAAGACCUAGCCUAGUCCUCUUUAGAAAACGAUGUUUUCCUGUUAAUGACUGAAUAUUUCCUUUUAAAGUGAGUAACAGCUCAAUAUUUAACUUGUGUGUGAGUCAGUGACUCACAGGAUGGUGUAUUGUUGGUAGAGACCUUUUUGCCUUUGGUUUGGGGGAGCUGUGCAGUACUCCCACUCUACUCUUGGAAUCUCUCCAUCCUCACAAAGGGCUAGAAACAGGAGUGGAUGUCUGCGGAAGUCUUUAACCAACAUACACAGAAAUAUGGUUGUCAUAAGGUGUUAUCCCCCCUGAAACAGUCACAGAAUCAAGGUCUACUGUACAUGUUAUGAAUGUUUGUCACACUGUUUUCUCUUGCAGGUGCCAAAGUCAUGUAAUGCCCAACAGAAUGUGGAGAACCAGAAAGCUCUUCUGGAUAUCCUGGGGCCCAAGAAGCAGGUCUCCUACAGGACUGACAUCAUUGGGGGAGUUCCCAUCAUCACCCAGACGCAGGUAGCCAAGGCUAGCCGCCCCACCUAUCCCUAACCCUAGCUAGUUGCAUGUCAAUAGAGUUGCAGUUGAUAGUUUGAGCAUCUACAGACCUUCUUUAGGGGACUAUCCAAAUAAAGUGGGACUGACUGUGCCAUAAUGACUUAUGUCUACCCCCAUAACUCAGCCUGACUAGAUAUUGCCUUACCUAGUGAGCCUCUUAUUAAGUUGUAAAUAAUAUUUCCCUCCAAUAGCAGGAAGGGGGCGAGGGCCAGGAGGGUUCGGAGCGAGAGUUGCUGCGGAGGUCGUACAGCCAGCUGCCAUACUUUCUGGGCAGGCCGACCCAGGACCGGACGGUCAUCAAGUCUGGCUACUGUGUGAAGCAGGGAGCUGUGGUGAGUGUAGUGGACUAUGGUUGUGUACAGUGAGGGGCUCUGAGUUUGGGGUCUGGUGGGUAAAAGUAUGAGGCCAUGAGAAUGAGGAAGUCUUAUUUUGCGCUCUUUUCUUUUCCCCAGAUGAGAAAUUGGAAAAGGAGAUAUUUCUUACUGGAGGAUAACACCAUGAGUUACUUCAAAUCAGAUCUGGUAAGUAAUUUUCAUUAACAAAAAAUUACGUACGCACUCACACACACACACACACUCACAGUGGGUUUGUCCUCUUGUCCUGACACGCUCCACCUCAAGUCCCUGGAAUCUUGUGCCACUGCUACACAUGUCCUAUCAUGCCCCUGACUCUGUGCCCUACCCUACACACACACACACACACUCCACGAAGCACUUCCACGCUUGCCCAUAUUUUGCACCAGCAUGUGUCUAUUUGGCAUCAACAGUGCCCAAGGACACAGUCUUUCUCCCUUGUCUUCCAAAUAUACUGUAUCAAUAAGGUCUUGGAAAUUGUUUUUUCUCAACAAAGAGGAUUCCAAAAGACUGUGGAGCAAGUGUCAUAAGGAUAUAGCACACAUUAUAGCAGUAUGUUAUACAUUUUGGGCUCUUAAAAUAGAAUGUUAAUUUUCAUUUUCUUGAACCCCUCCCCCUCUCUCUUCAGGAGAAGGAGCCUCUCAGAAUGAUUCCGUUGAAGGAGGUCCACAAAGUUCAGGAGUGCAAACAGAGGUACUGCACAACUCUCAACAUUCUCAUGGUUGAAGGAAGCCUCUACAUCCACAUAUAUCGCAUGUAGCCAACUUUGAUUUUGAUCACUGUUGGCUUUGUAUUUCCAGUGACAUCAUGAUGAGGGAUAAUCUCUUUGAGGUCGUCACCACUUCUAGGACUUUUUACAUUCAGGUGAGAAGAGACCAGACAUCUUUUUACCAACGCUCUAUUACAUAAUGUCUAAAUGAGGGAUGGGCAACUUUGAUAUGGGUGGGGGCCACAAAAAAUCUGAACUAAUGAUGAGGGGCCGCAGUGGCCGCUGGCGUACCACCCGGGGGGGCCACAGCCAUACACGGGCUGAAAUCAGUUGAUGAUAGGACAUAGACAAGUUGUAAAUGCAACAAGUACUGAUAUUGUAUCAUCUAAUAGUACUCACAGCUUUCCAAGAAAACAAAAAUGUAAACAUGUAUGGUCUGUUUACAUAUAUUUUAAAGGCUCUUUAUACAGAAAAUGUGUAUAAAACCUGUAUAAACUGUAUUUAUGAUUAUAUAACAAUAUUUUAGGUUGACAAUAAUUAUAUUACACAAUUUUUGAUAUCUCCUGCAUAAGUAAAAUCAGGAUUAUGCCUCUACUGCCAUUCAUUCCAAUUAGACUGGUUUGAUAUUCUCCCUGACUAAUAUGUCUGCCAUUUUCAUCCCAUUCUGUAAUUUUGAGGGUUUAUGACAUAGCCCCUCUGGUAAUUUAAUAGAAUCUCAGGUAAUUACUAUAGCUGCUGCCUUGGGCCAAUCAGUGUAAUUCUGUAAAUGCUGGCUCUCUAUGGCAAGACGCAUAAUUUACCCAAAGAAUCGGCCCAGUGCUGUCUGAGAUAUCACGUGUGAUGAACGUACGUACGGUGACAGGUCCACAGUCCCCUCCCCGAUUUCAUCGUGGGGGACAAUUAGCAGUUUUACAGCUAAUUUCCUGCAAUUCUACACAUUUUGCCCUAACUUCUGCCAUGUUUAUAUGAUAUCUGAGUGAGAGUGACUUUUAAAAUCAUUAAUUCGACCAUGAUUACUGCAAAAUGUUUGCUGACAUGGGCUAAUUCAGUGACUGGCAGGUGCUUUUCAUCAUGAAUUGUGUUCUGAAAGCAGCUCUGCAGAGUGGGCACUAGCUGGCAGAACCACAAAGUCAUACAAUCUGAUUUUAAACCUGCCCCUAACCUUAACCACACGGUUAACCCUAAUGCCUAACUUUAAAUUAAGAACAAAAAGCUCAUUUUUGGCCUAUCGAAGGGGAUAUCGCUCAGUUCUGCCUCCAGGACAAGACUUGUGACAAUAAACGUCAACCUGCGACUGUCAGUGACUGACAUAACACGAGAAAAACUGCUGAUGCACAAUCACAUUUCGAAAUCAAACCUUGUGUAUUCUACUAUUGUAACUCAACCAUAAAUUGAGAACCCCAAUAAUUUGUUUAAAAUAUUUUGGGAAAAUUGAUCCGCAAGCCUGCAAAAGCCUGCGGGCAGCCAGUUGCCCAUCCCUGGUGUAGAUUAAUGUCAAGAAAUGUCCCCCUUCAGUAUAUUUAUUUCCCUCACCCCUGACUCUCCCCACUUUAAUAUUUGCCCCUUAUCCCCACUCCCUUCCUCCAUCCAACUGCCUCAUUCUCCCCUGUCUCCUCUUUCCUUGCAGGCUGACAGUCCAGAGGAGAUGCACAGCUGGAUCAAGGCUGUCUCUGGGGCCAUCGUAGCCCAGCGGGGACCUGGGAGAUCUGCAGCCACAGUAUGUAACCACCCUACAGGCCACUGGGAUGACUGCAUGCUCUGUCACUUCUGUCCAGUCUCCUGUCUGUCUGGUCCUUAGUGAUACUGAUCUGUUCUCCAUUUGUGUCACGUGUUCAUGGCAGCCCAAGCCAAGAGGGAUUGUUCAGACACACACCACACACACACAAACAGUGAGGAUGCAGGGAGGAGUGAAAGUAUGUGUCACAUUCUGUACUGACUGCAGAGGGUAGAGGUUGGCAUCCUCUCCCAGGUCCCCCUCCUACUGUAGGUGUUUGCCCUCUUUGUGACAGUGGUAUUGCAUAGACAAUCACCACAUCAGGGUUUCCGUUAGGAAAAUUUGGCACCGGAUAUUUGACUGGCAGCAUUUUCAUUUACCGGACAUUUGAGAAAUUUACCAGACCCAUAUCCAUGGGUGCGUAACCUGAUAAGGGCGUCCACCCAGUGUGCUCAAAAUGACAGAAAUCACUUUUAGAUUAUGGUAAUUCAUCUUAACAGAACAUGCAACUCGAGGAUGCGCGUCCUUCUUACCAAAUUCUGAUGUGCGUUUGAAGAUGUUAGAAUAACUGUCCACAUUUACUUUUCCUCAGCCAACAAGACGAGUAAUGAACAGCAACAUCACUAGUCUAUGUCAAUCUACUAUCCCCCAUAGUAGAAAAGUGUUCCUAUUCUAUUGGUCAGCUUGUCAUUCUGUGCGAGAAGCCUAUUCCGAACAGACUCUGGGACAGUUGUGGGAUGAUAGUUCCCAAAUUCAUCCAACCGGUAGCCUAGGCUACAUCCAAAACACGUUAAAAAGCGAUGAGGCUGAUGCACCAGAUCAGACCGUUUUAGCUUAAAAUGUUGAUACUAUUAUUUCUUCACAUUAUAAGAGCAGAUAUGCGCACAAGGCAGUAGGCUACUUGUUGGUUCCAUAAUGCAGUUAGCAAUAAAACACAUGCGAGCGGUUUCAUGAGACCGAGAUGAAAAUAUCUGUUUGAAAAAGGGGAGAUGUCUGAUUUCAAAUGAAGGAGCUAAGAACAUUAACAACUUCAUAGUUAAGAACAUUCAAAAAAUAUGGAAGUAAAUUAAACGGAUUCUACAAUAAUCAAUAUCACUCCCUAAACCCCCCCCCCCCCCCCCCCCCCCCCAUUAUUUCCAUUACAGAAUUAAAAAGCAAUUUUGAACUGACUAAUGUUGAUAUUUUCAAAAUACAUGCAACAUAAAAGUUUCGUAUCAUGACAUUUUGAUCUAAAAUCUUUUGGACAUCAGAACAAUGUUGAGGGAAUUCUAUUUGAGCCAGAAAAUGAUACUCAUAUGAGAGUUAAUAUAUACAAAACCUUGCAGAAAGCCUAUCCAACUGACAAUCUCUUAGAAGAAAUAGAAACUAUUGGAACCAAGACCUAGAAAGAUCUGAAAUUGGCACAAGAUGGAGGGAGUGUUGGAACAAAACUAACGAAAUUACAGUUAAUUAAAAUGUAUGCUUAAUCCAGUAUAAACGAAUGUACAUAAUUUAUUAUACAAGAGACAAAAUUCACAAAUUCUACAGCACAACGGCAGAGUCAUGUCUUAAGCGUAAAACUAACACUGACUUGAUGGUUCAUGCCUUCUGGGAGUGCUAUAAAGUCCAAAAGUUAUGGAUGGAGUUAGAAAGUUGGCUGUCAGACGUUUUACAAUAUAAAUGUACUUUUAUUCUGUCUGUCUGUAUAUUUCAAGACAUGGCAUAUGCAGGUGUGGUGAGAUACCCAAUGGGUUGGACCGUACUUUUCUCAUCAAUCAUUUUGAAAAAUGUUUUGCUUAAACUGGAAAUCAAAUGAUCCUGCAUCGUUGGGAUGGUGGAAGAAUCAAAUGCAUUAUUAUUUGAAUAUUGAAAGGGUGUGGGCGACAGAGAAGGGCAGAGUGGCGCAGUUUAAGGUCAUGUGGAAUAGAGUAUUGCAGGCGCUGGAGAUGGAAGCAUGUGGGUCUGGGCAGAUGUGAUGUUGUUGAAGUUUGCGUGCGUCUGUCUUAUCUUUUGUCUAUGUAGAUAUUAUUUGACAAACAAAAUUAAAUCAUACAAAAAAGAAAGAGGGGAGAUCUUUUGGUUGCUGGACAAUGAAAGAAAGUUGAUUUGAAAGCCAAUAGAACAUCAGAGAAAUAGGCUACUGGUUUCAAUGGCAUAUGAAAGUCUUCCUAAAAUAAUUGCCUCGUUUGGUCAUAUUUUGGCUAGGCUACUUUGAAGCAAGGUAAACAUGCCUCAAAAUAUGUAGUAAAACAUUCAGUGUUCAAACAGUGAAGUAUAUGUUUUCAAAAUGCGUACUGCCUCCAGAUCAUUGCAAAGUGGUGUGUGACGCGCUGAAGCUCGCCUACCGUUACAUGCACUUGAAUGGCGAAUGGGAAGUGCGCUUCAAUUACCAGUUGAGAAAUGGUGGCUAUCAAAGCAGUUUUUAACACGCAAUUUUAUUUAGAGUUGUUUCACAAUGAUUGGGCUUAUAAAAGCUAAUUUCACUCCAGCAGCAACAGGAGCUGUAGGCUCUGUAUUUGUAUGCUGUGCAUGUACCCAUCGACCGAUAAGCAUGACCGGUCAAAUCUAUUAACAUCAACUGGUAUUUUCAUCAAUUAAUAGGCUAAAAAGCAUUAUUUUCCAAUGGGAUUUUUUUUGUAUCGGCCAAAAGCUGGCUAUUACAUUUACAUUUUGCAUUUUAGUCAUUUAGCAGACACUCUUAUCCAGAGCGACUUAGUUAGUGAGUGCACAUAUUUUUCAUACUGGCCCCCCGUGGGAAUCGAACCCACAACCCUGGCGUUGCAAGCACCAUACUCUACCAACUGAGCUACAGGAGGCAUUCAUGCAAAUACAUUGAAAUUGAGUUUUCACCCAAACCUACCUUACCAAAGGUACCUUCCUUUGAUGAAUAUUACAGUGACAAAAAAAGAGGUUACAUUACAUAAGGUUAUGUCCGUCAGAAUCCAAAACUUGAUUUAAAAAUAUCAGUAUUGCAGUAAUUAACUUACACUUUUCAACUUCAAUGGCCAUAACGUCCAGCUCUGCAUCUGAGUUCUCUGCGGAUUGCAGAGCUGUUCGGGAAGCAGACAGAACUGCAGUCUAUUACCGGCUAACGGAAACCCUGCUCCACUUUCUUCUCUUUCUUCCACUCCCUCUCCUUUCCCCCUGUACUGUGGGCUAGGCUGGCCCUCCCCAGCCUGCUCUAAUCCAGCUGUCCACUGUGUUGUUGCAGAUGCGGCAGGCCAGACGGCUGUCAAACCCCUGUAUACAGAGGUAUACGGCCCGAAUCGGGGAGUGCAGCACGUAUGUCAGCUCCUGUACCCCAAAGUGCCUUCUCUGUACUGUUGAUUUUCACUCACUUUUGUUUUUUUAUGUCAUGGUGUGGACUGGAGAGUCACCCAUCUGCCUCCCUAAAAACCAAACUGGACAUGUCCCUCCCUGUGCAGGCUCUAACCCCUCCACCCCUCUGCCCAUUCCAUAACUCCAACUCCUCCUCUCCUCUACCUCUGCUUCUUUGCUUUUCCUGUCUUCCUCUUCAUGCUCUACCUCAGCCCUGGGGUUAGUUCCAUAAACUAAUUCCCUUGACUUAAUGUAGCUUAACCUCCCUGGACCUCUGCAGCUAGUCACUACCUCCCAUUUACUCCCACUUCCACACCCACUCACUCCCACUUCUUGCUAUUGAUAGGCCCUGUUGUCACCAUUGUUGAAGAUGACACAACUUUUUAAACAUCCCUCUUUAACUUUGAAACCCUUACUGUACACACACACACACACACACACACACAAACAUUUGCACUCUGUACUAACGCCUCUCUGGUACAGUGAUAAAAGCUGUUGCACAGACCUGUUUCCUGUCUCUGUCUAUGUCACUUCAUAUGUUUCUCUGACUCUCCUUGUCUCUCUUUCUCUGUGUCUCUGCAGUCUCCUGCAGAUGUGUACCUGUCUUAGAUGUCUCACAUCCUGCCUGUCUCUAGUUCUACCUCCUGUCCACUGCCUGUAUGUGUGUUUACUCUCUCACACACGGUCGACUUGCAUAACCCAGUUAACUUGUCAUUUUCUAAGCCAAGACAACUUAAAGUCUGAAUUAAUGUUAUCUUUGGGAACUAAACCCUUGUCUUCUUUAACAUCAAUAACAGUUUAGCUGUUUGUUUUGUGUUCUGCAUGUUUGUAUGAUGACUUCUUCUGUAUAAACUAACCGCCCUAGCAUACUUGAAGAAUCACAUAGCCUUUUGUUUACUCACUCAUAAGCCGUUGCGGUGUAGGUGUUUCCGUUGCAUCAUCUGCUUCAAGUCAUGCACAUACGUUUUGGCAAAUGUUCUGUGCCCGGCUGCAUGUUUGAAUGCAUGAUACAGAAUUAUGAUGACUUUGGUGAUGUUUUACACAACAUAGGCUAUCAGUUUGAACUAUUUUGGGGAAAAUUGCUUUUUGAAUAGCCAGCAAAGGCAAUCAGGAGUUAUUUAAGUAACUGUCACUAACUCUUUUUGCUGGGUGAAUGGAUUGGGUAAUCCUCUAAUAGGUGCUACUGCGUAUGGUCCCCCCCAGUAACAACGCCAACCGGUCACUGACAUGUUUUUCUUUUUUACUUACUUUAUUCCUCACCCCCUCUUGUUUUUUACAGAGAGUGAAAUCUGACAGUGAAAUACUAACUUUAAAAAAAUGAGCACUACCAUUUCUACUGCUUGCACUACCACUGCAGUCCUCCCAGCACCCACCCACCACUGCUCUGCUAGCACUUCUACGGUCUGCAACUGCGGCUACUACUACUUCUACUUCUACUUCUACUACUACCGCUGCUGCAUCAGCCGUUACACCACAAGUCUGGCACUGAUUCUAUUCACAACUUGCCAUGUUUUCUAAAUUAGUAUCUCGUCACCACCAUUGGUCCCCGUCUGACUGUGAUUCUGUGGGACCCCCCCCCCCCCCCACACACACCGCUCCUUCCUCUCUCAGCAGGAGCACUGUGGCCGUUCCUCCCCUUCCACAUUCUACUGCAGCCAACCGGGGCCCCCCGUCCCUCGCUCGCCCAUAUCUGCAGUGCCACCCUACCCAAGGUGCCCUGCUGUCACGGGCGGUGCAUGCCCGGAGCCUUGCGUGGGACAGCGAGCACUUCAUGAGCCUCCUGCCGCGACCCAGCCACGCCCGACUGUCCCUGCAGGAGACACGCCUGUCCAAGUGACCGCCGACACUGCCCUCGAGUCGCCAUGGAGACGGCGCAGCAGCUUCGAGCCCUACCCACCUGAACCACCCCUUGACCUGGACGCUGACGACCUGCCGGUCAGCGAAGUCUGACCCCUGAAACCUACCCAUGAACUACCCUCAACCUACCCCCACACUACCCUGUAACCUGUCAGAGGGGGUGGGCUACAGAGGAGAGGAGAUGCUGUGUGAUAAUGGGGGAAAUGAGAAAAAUGCUUUUGAAUAAACGAGAGCAGCAGAACAGUGGGCCGCUUGUCUCGUCUCCACCAAACUGACCAGAAGUCAUCUGGAUGGAAAUGGCAGAAAGCAGGCACUGGAUUCCAAGCCAAAGUUAGUGGCUGUAUAAUGUGUCUGACUUCCAACCAUCUCAACCCCCCUGUUCGUGAAGCUGUUAAUCUACCCCAACUAGUCAACCCUAGUCAGACAUUAAAGAGUUGAAGGUCACUCAGACAAAGAGACUGGGGGGUUGCGUUUUCUCCUUGUUUUCAUUGUUUGUCAUCUACUCAGUGGUCAAGGCCUGUGGACACUCACAUGAAGGCCUGGAAUCAGUUGUGUGUCUGUGUGUGUGCAAGGAGGGUGAGAUUCACACUGAACUCUACGCCAAAGAUUCCCUGCCAUUUGCCAUUCUUUCCCACCUGUUUCUCUGUUCUUAUUUAUUUCUUAGGGUUAAUUUUGUUUAGAAAACUAAAAUGUUUUUUAUGUUUAAUUAAAAUAUAUACACUGAGUAUAUAAACAUGAGGGACACCUUCCUGAUAUUGUGUUGCAUCCCCUUUUGCCCUCAUUUUGCCCUCAGAACAGCCUCAAUUCCU